GUAGAUUUUUUUUUUCGCGGUUAAAUAACCCUCGAAAGUCCAGUGUUGGGAAGUCCAGUAAAGAGAAGAGGUCUCUCUCUCUAAAGGCUAUUUGUUUAUUUUUCCCGGCCGUGGACUUUCUCUCUCUAGAAUCCUCGGUGACUCGGACUGAGUUUCAACAAUUUCACUGAGUCGUUUCUUUGACCGAUUCCUCUUCAAUGGAAGUCGUUCAACAAACUCAGUCGCUCUCGAGCUUCGAGCUCCAGUCAAAGUCUUCUCCAUUCCCGUACUCACUCGGGGACUUGAGCAUUUCGUCCUCGGACUCUCGUUCUCGAGGCUUUCUCAGCCCCAGAAUGUCUGGCUCCGAGUCUCCUUCGACUGUCGAUCAGGAAGUUACUUCCAAUUGCACCGAGGUUCCGGCUGUCGACGGCGGAGAUGUCGUCGUCGCUGAAAAUUCGACUGAGCGUGACGCGCCAGCAACUGCUGCGGUGAAGCUUCAGAAGGUGUAUAGGGGUUAUCGCACACGGCGUAGGUUAGCGGACACUGCCGUUGUGGCGGAAGAGCUCUGGUGGCAAGCUUUGGACUAUGUUAGACUGAAUCACAGUACGAUUUCGUUCUUCAAUUUCGCAAAACCUGAAACCGCGACUGAAAGGUGGAAUCGUGUUAGCUUAAAUGCUUCCAAGGUGGGAAAGGGUUUGUCUAAAGACGCCAAAGCACAAAAACUGGCUUUUCAACAUUGGAUUGAAGCUAUUGAUCCAAGGCAUCGGUAUGGUCAUAGCUUGCAUCUGUACUACAAAGAGUGGUGUAAAACCGAUGCUGGUCAGCCAUUCUUUUACUGGUUGGACAUAGGAGAUGGUAAAGAGAUUGACCUCGAAAAAUGUCCAAGAUCAAAGCUUAGGCAACAAUGCAUCAAAUAUCUUGGACCUCAAGAGAGAGAACAUUACGAAUACGUGGUUGUGGAGGGAAAGAUUAUUCGCAAACAAACUGGAGAGCUCCUUGAUACAAAAAACGGACAGGAAGGGGCCAAGUGGAUAUUUGUUAUGAGCACCUCUAAGCAACUGUAUGCUGGCGAGAAAAAGAAAGGGGUAUUUCAUCAUUCUAGCUUCUUGGCUGGUGGAGCUACAUUAGCUGCAGGGAGACUAGAGGCAGAGCUUGGGACGCUGAAGUCCAUCUCUGCAUAUAGUGGCCAUUAUCGGCCAACAGAUGAUCGUUUGGACACCUUUCUGUCAUUUCUCAAGGAAAAUGGAGUGAACCUUAAUGAAGUCCAGAUACGCAAGGCAAAUGAAGAUUCUGAUACCUAUGAUGAGAGCAAGGUCAGUACAGCUGGGACUGUGCUCAAUAGUUUAACAGCCUCUGAAACUGCCGAGGUUGAAACUCCACAAGAACCGCCAAAUACCUCAUCCCCUGAAUCUGCCAAACCUCCCCAGAUUGAAACGAAAGGCAAUUACAAGAGGACAUUAUCUGGUGGUCUUCAGAGUCCAAGAGCUGAUGUUCCAAAAGCCAAAUUACUGGAAAGAAUUAAUUCCAAGAAGGCAGCAAAAUCUUAUCAGUUAGGAAAUCAGCUCUCACUAAAGUGGUCAACCGGAGCUGGCCCAAGGAUUGGUUGUGUUGCAGACUACCCUGUAGAAGUGAGAGUACAAGCCCUGGAAUUUGUAAACCUGUCUCCCAGAACUCCCCCAACACCAUCAGCAUGUAGGCGAGCAGCCGGUCUUGUAUCGCUCACAUCUUUUUCUUCGCCAAAGGAUCUGAAUGUUGAAGAUGGAAACUCUCUUUAUUAGACUUCAAGACUUGAGGUCAAUUUUGUUGCAUCUUUCUCCAUAAAUGCUUGAAAGAAUGUACAUAUCUCUAGCUAUAUCCCUUUUAUGUCAUCUCAACUGUAAUAGAAUGGCGAUAGCAUUUUCUUGUUCUUCGACUGCUUGUUAGUUGUUAUAGACUUGUAGUUGAGCAAAAUGAAGAAAGAAGAUUAGAGUGCUAAGUUAGCUAUUGAUGUCGUUUUUUCAGCCAUUGAUCUUAGCUUUAGUGUUGUUUUUCAAUAAAUAAUAUAUAUGAUGGAGCCAGUAGUAGGGGCUACAAAUUAAAAUUAAA
This is a messenger RNA of Humulus lupulus (European hop), 2064 nucleotides long. RefSeq names its product IQ domain-containing protein IQM3. Lineage: Eukaryota; Viridiplantae; Streptophyta; Magnoliopsida; Rosales; Cannabaceae. The coding region runs from base 198 to 1757 and encodes 519 amino acids. Gene Ontology annotation, molecular function: protein binding. The record is from RefSeq and is a predicted model, not a curated record. The transcript is spliced from 9 exons.